Asparagus officinalis (garden asparagus) is the source of this 2120-nucleotide messenger RNA. RefSeq lists its product as uncharacterized. The record is from RefSeq and is a predicted model, not a curated record. Bases 1317 to 1949 code for a protein of 210 amino acids. NCBI's taxonomy places the organism in Eukaryota, Viridiplantae, Streptophyta, Magnoliopsida, Asparagales, Asparagaceae. The transcript has 7 exons.
UUAUGGAUGAAAUGUAGAUGAAUGCGGAGUAGGCUCAAAUGCGUCUGUGCAUCUUCUUGUUUUCAAUUGUCUAGAUGUUGUCUGAAGUAUUAGCGGAAGUGUUGAAUGCUAUUUUUGAAUUUCGAUCACGAUGAUGAUGGACUUAGUUGCUAUUUGGAAUUAGCUUUCGGAUUUUAGAUUUAUUCCUCCUUCGAAUUAGGGUAAAUUGCAGUCAAACCCCUCAUUUUUACCCACUUGUCACCGCUCAACUCAUUUAUUAGUACUUAUUACCUCUAAAUUAUUGAGGAAAAGGUGGUUAUAUGCAAUUAAUUAUGUGAAAAGUGUCAAUGCAAGGGUGAUAAAUGGUGAUAGAAGAUUUGAGGGUGAUAAGUGUCACUGAUAGAGAAGAUGGGUUGUCUACAAUUACCCUACUAAUUAUGUUGUAUCAGCUAUCAGUUUUGGGGUGAUAAAGGGUUCUUGAUGAGAUAUUGAUAAAUGCUAAGUACAUUUGAAUGGACUGGGAUCAUCUUCUUGUUCUCUAUCUUGAUAUUGUGUGAAAUGUUGUUUAAGAAGUUUUAGGAUUAAUGACGAGCUUAGUGUUAUUUGAAGAGCAGUGCUAAAUGGUAGUACUUGAUACUGAUAUUGACAAUGAAAUGGUUUUGGUCAACUUUGAUCAAUGUAGGACGAGACCUUGAAGAUUGUAACAAAACUUGAACUUGAUUGUUUUUGUAUAUUUAUUUGUCUUUCUAAUUGAGUUGGUGGUGAUGAGGAUGAUGAGGACAGUAAUUAUAGAGGAUGGACAAGAUGAUGAGGACAAUAUAUUUAUCUGUCGUCCAGAGAGGAGCAAGCUUGCACAGCAUCGAUGUCUCAUCCCUGAGAACAAGCACGGCUUCUACUCGAGAAGGUACAGAACGUACUCGUUUGCAAACUUCCAAUCAAGCAUGCCAAAAUUCAGUAGCAGAUGGACUGAAUUCUAGUAGUAUUGGUGUCACCAUACAACGAACUACUACUCGUAAGUGGUGUUGAAUUGAGCUGAAUUCAGUUAAAUUGAGCUGAAUUGAAUUAUUUUCCUCUAAAAGGGAUUAGAGUUAGUGCACGUCUUCAGCAACAAAGUGCUAAUGAUCAGCCAGUGGUAAACGCCAUAGCUGAAGAGCGAGAUGAUAAUGUGAUGUCAGAUAUUAAUUAGGAGCCUCCUCCAGGUACAACCAAAAAGGUGCGAGGGAAUACGAGAGGAGUGAAUGCAGAUAAGGUGUUCUCCCAAUUGAAUUCUAAAAUACCUGUGACUCUGACUGAAGAAAAUGGCAGACCUACGGGCCCUUAUGUAGAGAUGUUUGCAAAUGAAAUUGGUUACACAAUUCGAAACUACGUCUAACUGGAGGCAAUUGAAAACAAACAUGAAGCUGUCAAGACUCAGGAAGAAUGAGAGUUUCUUUGCACUCAUUUUUCUAGUGAAAAGUUUAAGGUCAAAGUUGACAUAUCACCACAAAGUUGGGUCAAAAUCAUUUAUUUCACACCAAGAGCAAAUUGUAGCACAGACUGGAGAGAUGCAAGGUGCAAUUGAUCGUUUUGAAACAGAGUAUAGAAGCACAAAAAAAGGAUGGGACUUGGGAGCAAAGGAAAAAUGGGAUCAAAUGAUAAAGAUGCGAGCAGAUACUACUCAACCUGAUGGAACUCGAACAAUAGCAGAUGAGGAAAUUUGUGCAAAAGUUCUGAAAGUCAAAUCAGGCUACAUUAAGGGCUGUGGUUUUGGCCCUAGACCACCACCAUUAAGGUUCUCUCGUUCUUCGAUGAGUGAAAUGUCUGAAAAGAAUAAAGAGUUGCAAGAACAGUUUCAAGAGACCCAACAACUUGUAGGAACUCAACAACAAAAGAUCGAUGCGCAAAAUGAGGUAAUCCAAAGAUUGGAGGAGCAAGCCAAAAAGUUUGAGGAGUUUAUGGCUAAUUUUUCCAGGCAACAUCCAUCAGCUUAGUAUUCUUAGUGAACUUAAACUUGGAGAAAUGUUUCUUUGAUCAUGUUGUAUUUGUUAUUGCUUUAGACUAGCAUUGUUACUUAUGGUAGAAACUUGUUUGCUUUAUUUAUUUUAAUUGUUUUGAUGUAUUGUGGUGACAAUUGAUGACAAUUAUUUAUAUUUUGAGCGUUU